AUGGCACCACUUAAGAUUGCCAUUCUUCAGAACGACACCAAGAGUGAUGGUUAUGGGGACCAAUUCAUGAGAUCGUUCUUCAGCACCAUUCGCAGAGUCUCGUCCAAUACCCAGAUCUCCAUUUUCGAUCCCAUUGAGCUACAGGAAUACCCCAACCUCAGCGACAAAUACGACGCCAUCAUCCUUAGCGGAGGUACAACUCCGCACGACCUAUCUAUCCCAUGGGUUGGAAGGAUAUACAAAUUCAUCAGAGAUACUGUCAACAAUAACCCGGAGCAGACUUUGAUAGGAAUAUGCUGGGGACAUCAGGCAGUGCAUAAGGCCUUGGGCGGAGAUGUUGAAAUAAUGCCCACGGGACCCAAGCUCCGAGUUGGCCAUGUGCUCACACCAGAGGGUGUAGAGUUCUUUGCGGAAGCUGCCAGUAAAGGGACUCUGGCGGUUAAUGCUAUGCAUUUCAACCGGGUUGUGGAACCCGCACCAGGGUUCAAACCUCUCCUCGUUGAAAAUCAAGCAUUCCUCUCAAACGAUGGGAACAUCUUCACCAUGCAAGCCCAUCCAGAGAUCGAUGCAGAAUUUGCCGAGGAGCUAGUUAUGAAGUAUUUCGAGGGAACAGUAUCCGUGGAUGUUUUGGAUCAAUGGCUGGAAGGGAUCAAGAGUCCCAUGGAUAAUACUCUUGUUUGGUUGAGGCUUAUACAGUGGAUUGAGGCCCGAGCGAAGUCUGAACUGAUCAACGACAAGGCUGCUGCCAUAAGUGGCCUCUUUCACCAAUUCAUUGACCACUACAACCCAUCUCUCGAGAUGAGUAACGCUGCUGGUACAGCUUGA
This is a messenger RNA of Fusarium venenatum, 825 nucleotides long. The record is from RefSeq and is a predicted model, not a curated record. NCBI's taxonomy places the organism in Eukaryota, Fungi, Ascomycota, Sordariomycetes, Hypocreales, Nectriaceae.